UUUUGGAAUAGCAAACUACAAAACAGAAAAAUCUGAAGGAAAAAAAGACUGACAACAGCAAAACACUGUAUUGGUUUGGUCUGCUUUUGGCUGUCUUUAGGCUGUCUAAUGUGAAAAUUAAAUUGAGUCUUCGAUACGUGAGUUAGGAACCUAAAGCUUUAGAUCAAACAGUGCUGCAUAUCUGUAUGUUUUAAUAUUUAUUUGUAUUUUCUUGCUAGCCAAUCAUUUUUGAGUCAGCCACCGUUAGCCUACAUGAUGGGUCGACUCAUUCAUAAUUCUUGAACUAGUUAGCGAACAGCUAGCUACCUAGCAAACCCAUAGCUAUCCUUUGAACGGCUGCGUUGCAAAAAGGUAGAAAGCUUUAAAAAAAAAAAGAGUGAUAAAGAAUUGUGGUAUUGCUUGCAGGUUAGGUUGUAAGGUAGCUACGUUGUAAAUGCCUCGCUCAUCAACGUUUGUGUAAUCUAUCUAGGUAGCCUGCUAGCUAGCUGGUUAAUGUUAAAGCUUGCUACAAAUGUGCGUUAUAUUUAUUUAGUGAACCAAAUUGAUGGCUUACUUGUGUUAGCUUGUUACAAACGCUGGAUGUGUUUACAUUAAUUUAAAUUAUGGAGACGAAUUUACAGAAGAGACGUGAGAAUAAAAAAUCCCUGCGAGUGAAAGUUAUCAGUUUGGGUAACGCAGAGGUGGGAAAGAGUUGCAUUAUUAAACGUUAUUGUGAAAAGAGGUUUGUACCGAAGUAUCUGGCAACAAUUGGAAUCGACUAUGGUGUUACAAAAGUUCAAGUGCGGGACCGGGAGAUGAAAGUCAAUAUUUUUGACAUGGCUGGACAUCCAUUCUUUUAUGAGGUACGAAAUGAGUUCUACAAAGACUCUCAGGGGGUGAUCCUGGUGUACGACGUGGGGCUGAAAGAGAGCUUUGAUGCCCUGGACAGUUGGCUGGGGGAGAUGAAGCAGGAGAUGGGUUCACACGCCAACAUGGAGAGCAUCGUCUUUGUCGUGUGUGCCAACAAGGUGGACCUGACGAAGAGGCGAGUGGUGGACGAGAGCGAGGGCCGUCUGUGGGCGGAGAGCCGCGGGUUCCACUACUUUGAGACGUCCGCGCAGAGCGGCGAGGGCAUCAGCGAGAUGUUCCAGGCCUUCUUCUCCUCCAUUACUGACAUGUGCGAGAAUGGGGGGCGGCGGCCGGCUUCGGGGGUCAGCGCUGGCUUCACCAGGGAACAGGCUGACACCAUCCGCAGGAUCCGCAGCAGCAAAGACAGCUGGGAAAUGCUCGGAGUCAAGCCAGGGGCUACCAGGGAGGAAGUCAACAAGGCGUACAGGAAGCUGGCCGUGCUCCUGCACCCAGACAAAUGUGUGGCGCCGGGCAGUGAGGACGCCUUCAAGGCCGUGGUGAACGCGCGCACUUCACUGCUGAAAAAUAUCAAGUAGGGAAUUUCUGCCAGUAUCAAUCCCCCUCUGCCCCCAAGCUGAGAGUUUCAACAUCCAGAAGGAUCUUAUUGACCGAACUGCAGCAGCGAAGAAAGGUGGUGAAAUAACUGUCCUCCUUAUCCUCCAGGGAUUUAAAUUCUAUGAUUCUCAAACUGGGCCCUGGGAGACCAGUGUCAGCUGGUUUUCAUUCCAGUCACAAUUGCAGUCCUCGAAUUUUAGCGAGCUGUUGAUUUUAUUCAACACGCUUUUCAUGUUUUGAAGGAUUAUUUACCCUCUUAAGCCACAGUAUGUGCGAAAUAGCGAUGAAUGCCAUGAAGAAUAAAAUUUCCUUAUUACACGGCUUUGUUUAAUGCUCAAUUAUGAUUGGUCACUUUGGAGCAUUUUACGGUCAAAUAGUUCUGAAUAAUGACCGCUGCUAUGGGUAACACACUGCUUUAAACGUAGAACUCUUUUCAUAUAAAUUUGCAGAAAGUGCCGCAGUGGCCAUUUUUACCAUUGUCACUUUAAGACAAUCAAUAAAUCUGCCGUCAUGAAAUCCUGUCGUGGCUCCCCUUUCAUGACUUUUCCUAAACAUAUGUAUUUGACGUUCUGAUGUAAUUUGAAUACCAAUAUUGCAUAAGUAAAUUAAAAUAGACACAUUUCCUUCCCUAAUCCCUAAAGUUGCACGGGCCAGAAUGGUUUAUUAGCAUUCAUUCAGUGGUGAAUCAUUCAAUCACUUUGGUCACACAAUAUACCAUAUGAGUGUUAAAAGUCAUGGUUCUAUCUAUAAACUAUUUUAUGGUGCCAGUGUUUUAGUGACAAUGGUUCCUUAUUUUGUAAUGUAGGGUGACAAAAAAAAAAAGUUUUUAUGCAUGUUGGAAAUCCACAGACAACAUAAAUCACUGUAGUAUGUGUUUUUAUCCCAACAGGGAUAAAUAAUUUGCAUUAUAGUCCAAAGAAAACUGAAAAGUAUUGAGAGAAUGUCCAUUGUUUACUUAGCAAUUCUCCUUGGGAAAUAUCUUUGUUGUUAGACGAUGUGCGGCGAGCAUUCUGGCACAAAAUAGCUGCUGUGCAUCACCCAGGUGGGUGCUACACAUUGGUGGUGGGUGUGGUGAGUUCCCCCUCAUCACUGUAAAGCACUUUGCAUCUGGAAAGGUGUCAUAAAUAAUGAUUCAUUCGAUUGAGUCCGUUUCACCAUUAUAAACACGCCGGAAAUAUUGUGUACAUAUGAAUGUUAGUAUCUUUGGCUCGGAUAGACUCUCUGAAAGUAGACUCUCUGUCCACCUGCAAGCUUCUGUGAUUUACUGGUCAAGCAGUCCCUCAGUAUAGCUAAUGGGACCCACCGUGCACCAGCAACAACUCGAGCUGGACAGUAUAUGUUCUGCCCAGUACACAGCCAGCCAGUGGCAAGAUAUUAUAGUGACAACUGAAAAGCAUUUUAGCCAAUGAAAUUACCUUUCUAAUGGUGUUGACUGUCAUAGCCUAUAUCUUGGCUGUAUGCUUGAUUUUUUUGAUCUGUCCAUGUAACACUGUUGAAAAAUAACAUGGCUGCCAAUGCCAUAUGCACUUUGUGUUAUUACAGUCAGGCCGAUUACUCUAUAACUUAUGCUAGCUAUACAGUAUAUUCAGUUAGCUAACAUUAGCUACAACCCAAUUAUAUAGUAUAUAUAAGUUGUACAGGUCAUAGAAAAAUUAAACACAAAGUGUCAGCAUUGUUACAAUGACUGACAAUGACCCAGAAAUACAUAGACAGAGAAAAAAAAGUUGUCUUUCAGCUAUAGGUACUAUCGGUUCUGUGUAGCCUACAGCUGUUCCAGUUAGUAUUAUGGCAUCAACGUCAAGAGAGUCCCUUAAAUAAAUUAAUAUGGCCUGGGUGUACACACAACUAAAUUAUUAUUUGCACAAUUGGAGACAUUAAAUGCAAUGUUUCACACUUAGUGUUUCACAUUAAGUACACUAAUGCGGUUCUAGUGUUAACGUGUCUCAUGUCUUACUCCAGUAUCCCGUUAGAACACAGUUUGUUUCAUACUCAUUUCUAUUUAUUUGAACUAAUUAAAUCACUUUAAAUCGUUAUUUUGUGUCAAAUUAUCGAUCGAUUUUGUUCGUAAGGCAAAUAGCCGUGUAAUAAGCGUGGAUAAUCCACUCCAAGGUUAUAUAUAAAAAAAUAAUGGCCUUCAUGGAGGCAACCCCCCCUUUGCUUUGUUUCGGGGUGUCUUCACCUCCAUGUCGAGCAUUAUUUUUCGAUAGCUGACCACCUCGUCGUGGAUUAUCUUGUACAUAUUCACAUUGUAUUGUAUUGCAGACGAUUCCAUAAAGAGAGGUAAAAAAAAAAUUUUACUGAUCAAAUUAAAGAUUAAAGGUGAGUCAAUAGGCUCCUCAUUUGUGAAAGUGUGGACGCUUGGCCAUCCGGACUAACUAUUUGGUAGAUAAUGAAGAAUUCCAAAACAAAACAAAUGAUACCUAGGCAAACCUGAACUGUGUUCAUAUGUUUAAGGUCAAAAUGAUGAGAGAACUGAAAGUUUAAUUUGCCAUGUGUUCACACUGUCGCCAAUUAGGAGCCAAUUGACUCACCUCAAUCUUUAUUUUUAUCAAUUAAAAAAUGUUUACCUCCCUUUUUGUGAUCGUGUGUGAUAUAAUACAAUGUGAACAAUAAGGUAAAUAAUCCCUCAAUUGCAAUUGUGGUUGGAAUGAAAACCAGCAAACACAGGGUAUCCCCAGGACCGAGUGGUUGUAACACUAAAUGUAUGUGGCAUUAAUUUUGCAUGAUUUGCCCAAAGAAGUUGCAUUCAUCAUGGAUUUGUUAUAAAACCAGACUUCGUAUUUUUCAAAAACUGUUUAUUUCUGUUUAUAUUAUUUUUAUAUGCAUUAUAGCCUGUUACAGUGUUCAACCUCAUAAAUCAGGUGUAUUAAACUCUAGUCCUGGCUGUCAACUGAAAUGCACGGAAGCCAAGAGACAGUGUGGCUUUUUAGAAAUUAAGACCCCUGUUCAAAAUGAGUAUGUACAAUAAAUUGACGUAAAAUCCAUUCUCGACAUUGAUGGGUGUAUUUGUUCUGAGUUGGCUUAGAACUUAAGCUGAUUGUUGCGAUGGCUAAAGUCACAUAAUGGAAAUAGUUGAUUGCAGUUGAGUUGCAAUUAAUUAAGCUGAUUACUGAUUGAAGCCAGUACAGGAAUUCGGAAAUUCACAUUCUUAAAAUGGUCUCAACGGACUGGCAAGCUCCCCCACCCCAUGCUGAUGAAUUGAUGUUUUUUUAUGCGUAUUGUGAAUUCUGUGGUUGAAUAGCAUUAAUCUUUUGAAUAUUUCUUUUCUUGAAAUUAUAGUUGAAGUGCUCUGAAGUGCAGUCUUUUCUUUUAUCAGUUUUAUCCAUUUUAGUUAAUUCUAUUGUUACCAUUUAUUUCCCUUUCAUGUAUUUUGAUAGAGCAGACCCUUUAAGCCAAUCAUGAUCAAGAAUUUGAUUUACUGUUGAAAGAUUACAGAGUGAUUGUGAUUGGUUGGACUUCCCCUUGCCUUCCAACAACAUUUAGACGCUGUCCUCAUAUGGGGGGUAUCCAGUCUAUGGGAUAUACCAGGGUAUGCCAGUUUGAGCGCAGGUUUUUGUUCUAGCCCAGCAUUAAGUUUCUGAUUCUACUUAUGAAGGUAUUGAUUGAAGAUUUAUAGUUAAUUAGUUGAAUCAGGUGUCGUAUUGCUGGGCUACACCAACAUUGGCCCUUUUAGGAUAAGAUGGGUCACCCCUUUAGCAAGUCAGUAGUUUCUCCUUGCAGGACUCUAGCUCUUCCCUGUCAGCCUGCUAGGGAAAUAUCCCCUCCCCUCAACCAUAUUCCAGGACAUAAUUGCAAAAUAAACGUGUUGGUCCUUCGGAGUCCGCUGUCAAAAUUUGUUCCAUAGCUAGUCAUUAGAAAAGCUAGCAAAAGUCUUAGCUUGAAAUAAGACUUUUGAAACAAAUUUGUUUAGAUUUUGGUGUUGCUGAAUAUUCAUUUGCCUGAAUUGGACUUCACCUAGGUCUGAUCAGUGUAUUCCACGAAAGCCGUAUAUUUUGUUUUGUAUUUGAUUUUCAUGAAUAGUUCUGAUUAAGCUGGUCUAUAAAGUGGUAUAAGGGAUAGUUUCUUCCCUAAGCAAAACGUUUUUUAAUUAUUGUUAAAAUUAUUGUUAUAGUGUUAAAAAAUUGAAAAUAUGUAUAAAUAUAUACAAUCUGAAAUAUAAAUCUGAAAUAUGUGAAAACAUAUGCUAUAUAUAACAAAUAUGUAUCGCAGUAAAUCAGUUGCCAUUUUCAUAUGUACAUUUGUAUGCGUAUGUUCAAUGCAUUUUACAAUGUAUGUAAUUUUUCAUGAUAAUCAACCGUAUAUUCAUAACUUUAAAGAUUGCAUUUUAUAUGGUUUCUUUUAUGUGCAGUAUAUUUUCACAAAUACAUUCAUGAUAUAUAUUUUUAUUUAUUGAUUCCAUCUGAUAAUACUGAAUGGAAAUUUAUAAAAGGUAUAAUGGUUUGUAUUUGGCAUGUGCUAUGCACUUCAAGUGUGUAUUUGUCUAUGCCUUAGUUUAAUGUAGGGUGUUAAAAAUGUGCAGUAGACUUGGGCAGCGAUGAUGCAUAUUAAUGUAUAGAUUUUCUGUCUUACCUAUUGGGUAAACAAUUCAGUCUGCAUGUACAUUUUGCUUGUCUACUUUAAUAUGUACACAAUAUAAACUAUGAAAUACACCGCUGGAAAUUUAUGUCUACCACCCCAGUUCUUUAAAACGCUAAGUUUUGCCAGUUUUAACUUCUCGGUCAGCUAUUAUAGGAAUUGACUUUUUGUCAUGUUUUGUUUCCUUAGGAAAGACGAAUGCACAUCAGGUUUUGUGACCGUGGUUUUAGUUUUGUGACCGUACUUUACAGAUACAUGACAUUUUUUUUCUGUCAGUUGUACUGUACUGAAUUGCAUUCCUGAACUGCAUUCUUUUUUCUUCCUCAUAAAUUCAGAUCGAAAACCUUUUUGGUGCAAUCUAUAUGGCUGUUUUACAAACCAUUAAAAAGUCAUUUUUUGUGCAAA
Molecule: messenger RNA, 6423 nt
Organism: Anguilla anguilla (European eel)
Lineage: Eukaryota; Metazoa; Chordata; Actinopteri; Anguilliformes; Anguillidae
Gene: dnajc27
Product: DnaJ (Hsp40) homolog, subfamily C, member 27
Exons: 7
Coding region: 603-1424 (273 amino acids)
Molecular function (GO): GTP binding; GTPase activity
Source: RefSeq, a predicted model, not a curated record